Penicillium coprophilum is the source of this 1503-nucleotide messenger RNA. RefSeq names its product SNG1 family protein. The record is from RefSeq and is a predicted model, not a curated record. Gene Ontology annotation, cellular component: membrane. The transcript has a single exon. Bases 1 to 1503 code for a protein of 500 amino acids. NCBI's taxonomy places the organism in Eukaryota, Fungi, Ascomycota, Eurotiomycetes, Eurotiales, Aspergillaceae.
AUGCAGUUCUACCCAAAAGCGCGGGAGCAGCGGCCUAGCAUCCAUCACCCAUCUGUUCGGCCGCGUCGAUUAGGUGUCCUAAAGGCAGCUACUGUCAAUCUUCUACUUCUCCAAGCUCUAUUUCUGGGUCUGUUCUGUUACAUAUUUGGGUCUCUUUUCCAGCAGACCGGACACAUUCACAACAUCAAUGUGUUGUUCGUUGAUUACGACGGCGGCGCGAUAGGCGAUGCGGCCCGCGCCACGUUCCAAAAGCUCAAAGGACCCGACUUUCCAACUUUCAUUGAGCAAUCUGCCUCUGUCUACCCUCAGCCUGGCUCGAUUGAAGGUGCAGUCUGCGACAUCAAAUACUGGGGAGCAUUGUACGUCACAGCGAAUGCGUCGAAUGCACUAAGUGCCGCAUUUGCGGGUGGGCUAGCUGCGUCUUCGUACGACAAGAACAAUGUUCUCACAAUGGUGUGGAAUGAAGCGCGCUACCCAACGGUCAUUGACUCGGUCCUUGCAGAGAGCAUCAAAUCAUUAUCGGAAACUGCACGUGUUGCAUACUUCCAGACCAACGGGAACAAUUCUCUGCAGCAUAUCAACAGCUCUGAUUCUGCUGCGCUUGCCACGUUCUAUGAACCGUGGACAUUGGCCAACAACAAUAUUCAGCCCACAUCACAAGGGUCAAGAGUCAUCUACAACACGCUUGUUAUCAUUUUGAUCUUGAUCCAGGAAUUUUUCUACCUUGGUACUAUCAAUGGUUUAUACGCUCAGUUCAACCUUUACACAUCGCUGUCAGCCCGUCGCAUUGCCAGUGGGCGUCUAAUAAUAUCUUUAAUCUACACACUCAUCGGAGCUAUGUGUACAGCCGGUGCAAUCUGGGCAUUUCGAAGUGGCUGGGAUGUCAACGGGAACCAGUUCGCGCUCACUUGGCUGGUACUGUGGCUCUUUGCACAUUUGAACUUCCUCGUGCUAGACAUUUUCACCAUCUGGCUUCCGCCUCCCUACGUACCGAUGGCCCUUAUAUCGUGGAUCAUCACGAAUAUCACUUCCAUCCUUCUCCCAUUCGAGUUGGCACCUGCUUUCUACAAAAUAGGCUUCGCGUUGCCCGCACAUGCUGUCUUCCAGGUACUCAUCGACAUCUGGUCUUUUGGCUGCAACCCCAAAUUGUAUUACGCGCUGCCUGUUCUCUUCGUUUACGAAGUUCUUGGUAUAAUUUUGAGCACUAUCGGUGUGUAUCGACGGGCCCAUUACGCAUGUAUCAAGCAAGAGAUGGAUGAAAAGGCUUUGCAAGAGAAGGUGACGGCCACCAUCCUUGAGCAACAAGAGGCUCAUCUAGUUAGACGGGAGACGACACGAGAUACCCAGGGGAGCAAAACUUCGGACAGCGGAAAUGAGGAAGCGGAUGCUCAAGCGGAGUUGGCCAACAUCAUUCACCGUGAGAUGUCCCGACCGAAGGUCGAAAGACCAAGUACCAGCCGAGAUAACACCGGCCCGUCAUUUGCCUUGGCCUACAGAGAUUGA